This is a messenger RNA of Anastrepha obliqua, 5291 nucleotides long. RefSeq lists its product as uncharacterized. Gene Ontology annotation, molecular function: protein binding. Bases 565 to 4857 code for a protein of 1430 amino acids. The record is from RefSeq and is a predicted model, not a curated record. Gene Ontology annotation, cellular component: cytoplasm. The transcript has 12 exons. NCBI's taxonomy places the organism in Eukaryota, Metazoa, Arthropoda, Insecta, Diptera, Tephritidae.
GCAAAGAACAUAAAAAACAAAAAGACGUGAAAGACUGCAAUAGACGUGAAAUGCUGAAUUAACGAAAAUUAGUAUUCUUGAGGAAAUACUUUUUAUUUAAAAAAUUGCAAAUAUUAAAAACAGAAGUGUGUUUAUAUUAUGAGUGUUGAUAAGCUAGAAAAUAUCACAGGAAUGUGAAAUGUUUGUGUGGUCGAUACCAACGUUUUCCUUUUGUUAUUGUAUACGUAAUUCUUCGAUGGGCAUUCAUCUAGCCAUCUACGUUUUAUCUUUCCCAUAAUAAAUGUGAUUGUUGUUUAACCUGAAGCACGAAGGUGCAGGUGUGUCAGUGGCAGUGUAAUAACAUUAUUUUAAUAGACGAACAAAGGAAAACGACGGCGCAGACGGAUGGAAAUAAACGCGACAUAUCAAUUAUUGUCACUUGCUGUUAUUGUUUGUUUGUGUGUGCUGUAUUUUUUAAUUGAAUCUCCUGUUGAGAGCCAUUAAUUAAAAAACAAAAAUAGAAACAAAAGAAAAAACACACCCUGGGCAACUACAAGACAUAAGUUAUGCUUCAUAAGUGCAGAAAUGGAUCCACAAAAAAUUACUGAAUUAGCCGAUUUAUUACGAAAAAAUGGUGAUAAAAUAUUGAGCUCGGAAUUUUCAUUAACACUAUCAGGUUCACUGCUGCGCGCACUUAACGACUCAUUCACACUGAUCACAGAUGGCGCUACAGAAAUUGGUGCUUCUCCACAGACCUUCCAGGUCGCCAAACCGGUCAAUUCGAGAUCGCCCGUUUUCACGGAUCUGCAGCUCAUCUACGAUUUUGUGCAAAAAACACCACUACUUUGCAUUGUCCAUUAUCCCACUGAUGAGUACUUUGAAGGUACAAUUGAUAUCAGCAAAUUCCGCGCCUUACGUCGUCUAGAAGUGCAAAAGACUAAUGUACGCCAGGUGGUUGGCAUACAGCGAUUGCGAGCGCAACUACAGCAACUCAUUUGUGUGAAAAGUCUCAGUAGUGUGGAAGAUAUUAUAACGCGUUGUGGUGGUGACAACUCGAAUGGUUUUGUGUGGAAUGAAUUGAAAAUUGCCGAUUUUAGCUAUAAUAGUUUGCAACGCAUUGAUGGCGCAUUAGAAUUUGCACAAUUCUUACAACAUCUUAAUUUGCGCCACAAUCAGCUGCGCAGCGCAGAGGCUGUCAAGUGGUUGCCACACCUUAAAACAUUGGAUUUGAGUUAUAAUUGCUUGCAAUGUGUGCCACAAUUUCACAUGGAGGCCUACAAGCGCCUACAAUCGCUUAAUAUAAGCAAUAACUUCGUGGAGGAUCUCAUGGGUAUUGCCAAAUUGGAUGCGCUCACUGAUUUGGAUUUGUCCGACAAUUGCCUACUUGAUCAUUCGUGUUUGCUACCGCUAAGCGCCUUAGUAACUUUGAACUAUCUGAACCUCUAUGGCAAUCCAUUGUGCUGCCACCCCAAGCAUCGACUGGCCACUGCGCAAUUCCUGCACAAAAAUACCGCCACCGUGAAAUUCAUAUUAGAUUUUGAGCCGCUUUCGAAGAGCGAAAAAGCGGUGACCGGCAGCCAACAAUUACGACACGUUGGUGCGCUCAAUCGUUACGCUCAACGGUCGUCUUCCACCUCAAUUAAUAGCAGUCGUGUGCCAUCCUCAACGCAAACUCCUGCCUCCAGUGUGGGUUCACUGCGUUCCUUCAAAUUCAACGAAAGCUUAACAGAGCCAUCGGAUUCGCUUAAAACAACUGAUACUACGGUGAAUUCGCGAAAACAACCAUCUAAAACACGUACAGUAGAUAUAUUGGAGGCUGACGGCGUGCUUUCUCAAACGUCUGAUGAGAAAGAUGAGGUAGUGGUAGCCGAAAAACUGAAGCUAGUGAAGGUAACUGUGAAAAAAGCAGACAUAUCAGUCGAUGACACAAAACACUUGGAAGCAAAGAAGCAAAUUGAAACACUGCGCGAAAAAUAUGGCGCCAAUUGGCUGCAAUCCGGCAAUGCAGAAAUAAUGCAGAGUGUCUUAGGCAUUGAAACCACAAACGGCGCGUCUGUGGAUGCAGCAGUUGCCACAAACACUUCAAGGCAACUUUUUGAUGACUUUUUGGGCGAGCUUUCUGAAUCAGCGCUUGCAACAGCACGCCCCACGCCACAAUUACAAAAUGAUGUCAAUGAAACACUAAAUAACAUAGUGCAUUCAUCGACACCCUUGAGUGAUAGCUUCUUAAGUGGCGAUGUACCUAAACUGGAGAUUUUCGUUUCACCAAUCAAGGAGAAUGGUCCAAAUGCCAAUGCUGAUGCAACAUUGUACCAAAGUAUUGGCAGCACUAACUCUAAUGCUAAUGAAAAUCAUACGCUUUAUCAAUCGGCAUAUGCUGAUAGUACAAUAAUGCAAUCGGUAGGAGAUUCGUUGAAUUCUGCUUUGGAGCAGAAUACAGAACAGUCGAAUACGAGUGACGAUACGGCAGCAGAGGUCGAGUAUGACGAAGAACCUCUACAUUUGAAGGAUGUGUAUUCAAAUGUUGCAGAUGAUGAGCCCGAGGUCUCCGAACCUGAAGAUGACGAAGUGACUUAUAUAGUAUAUACCAUGCCACGAAAUGAGGCCGUAUUCCUAACCAUAUCCGAAAAUUAUUUGCGUGUACGCGAUACCUUAACACAAAAAACUAUAACUAAGUGGAGCUUGAAAAUUUUAGAAUCCUGUGAUCGCAUAAAAUCAAAUACAAUACGCAUUAACUUCGAUACAAUCAAGGCGGAUAAAAAAGAGCGCAUCUAUACGGUUGAAGAUGGAUUAUGCCAGGAGCUUGAGCGCAAAUUGCGCGAUAUUCUCUCCCAACGUGAUCUGUCGGAAAUGAAUCAAACCGUCUAUCGCUGCGUAAACUGUACCUGUCAAUUCACAGCGGAGAACAAAAAGAUGCCGCAAUAUCAGGAAAUAUUCUGUCCUUACUGCAAAAGCAGUUUUGUCGCUGAAAUUCAUGAUAUACCCAAGCCUCAGCCGGAAGCAGCUGCCGAAAGGCUCUCACCUGCAGCUAUAGUGGAGGAGGAAUCACCAUUCAACAUCAGUACGCCAUCGACACUGCAGCAGUAUAGCAAUGCAGCAUCUAACAUUGAUGUGGUUAAUGUAAAUGAUACAAAUAGUAUUGUUAAUGGACCCACCAGGCUUACCGCAAUUAACACACCAAAAUAUAGGAAUCUACUACAAGGGCUAAAAAGUUCCGCUAAUUCACUAAACGAAUCCUCGUCCUGCUCGAAAAUUACCAACUCACAAAACUCCUUCGAUUCUAAUCAAUCGGUUGUGGGUAGCUCCAAUACGGAACGUAAGCAGGAGUUCAACGGUGAAAGCAGCGAUAUCGAUAUAAUCUCCAACCCCAGUCAAUCGAGUAUUGAAGUAUUGGACCACCACGCCAGCCGUAAGGCGUCUGAGGAGCGACGCCUGGCGCAUAUGGCGGCACCGUUAGAGCCGAUCUAUGACUUUAGCUAUACCCAAAGUUUCAUUGAGCGAGAAUUUGGCAAUACAGCUGCGGCGGUCGCGCUAGAAAACCAAGCUAAAACACAAAAAACGACAACAGAGAAGGCACCAACAACAGCUGCACCAGCUGCUGAGGCAACAAUGACAAAUAACGCUGCAGUGCCACCAGCUGUCACCGCUGUUGGUGCUUUGACACAUUUGCCGCUCAUUGAGAGCAGUUCCUCUGGCUCGGUCACGGAUAGUGUAUGCACCGCAUACGAGCAACAACAGCAACAACGUUUGGAAAAAACGCCCUCCUCCGAUGAGCUACUUUCGAAGAGCGCAGAAGAGGCGAUUUUAAAAAAUCUGUUGGCAGCUGAGAGUGCUGCACAAUUGGUGCAACAUAGCCUCACGCCAGAGCAAACGAAGCCGACAAAUGGUAAAACUAACGGACAAAAUGUGCAAGCAACGAAAAAAGAAGACAAUAAAGUUUCAUCCAUGUUUGGCGCUCUCGUUCAGACAACGAACAGCCUCAUGUCCAGCUCGAGGAAAGCAAAUGCACAAACAAGUGAAAAAGAAUCUACCUGUCAGCCAUACAAAUACAACUACGCGGAUUUCAACGAUGUAGACCAUCGUCUGAAAUUAUACUUCUAUCAAACGAAAUUCGAUGAGAAUGAACAGUUCAAGUGGUUGGCGCGUGGACGCAUAUUUAAUGGCAAUACCAAAUCACUUUGCCCAGGCAUAGUCGUAAUGUCCACCUGCAAGUGUUACCUAAUGGAGGCGUUUGCACCCGAAAAUGAAGACGUUACCAAGUGGCUGCGUUUGUUGGUAAGCGUCACCGCAGAUCGUUUAGAAUGCAUACAACUGCUGCCUUGGAAAAUGGGUUUGGCUUUUAUGUUGCGCGAUUGGGGCAAUUUCCUACUGCUUCUACAGGAUAUCCUUCGCACCGACAGUUUAUUGUUGUACUUUGCAAAUAAUUCACUACCCUCACAGUGCGAACUCAAAUAUCAACCAUCUAUCGAGUUAUUGAAGCGCCUCAAUACAGCCGUCAGAGACGAACAGCUGAAAAUGUGCGCAAUGCUCAAUGCCUGCAUAGUGACAUGUGGUCAAGCAAAGCGUAGCUUGAGCACUUGCACCCUACUAACUACCGACACACACCUGUGCAUUAGUUCGAGUAAAUUCGAUUGGUUGACUACCUCAGAGUCAGAUGCGGAAAUUGAGAUUUGUCUGACCCAAUUGAUGUCGAAUCUCGUUGAAGUGGAGCAUGUUGAUGCUAAUACCUUUACAAUAAAUUAUUUAGACGAAACUCAGGAUCAGAGUGAAUUAUGGCAGUGCGCAUUCGAAACGAAAGAGAAUGCAGAUAGUUGCUUAAAUGCUAUAGCACAAUCGUGGGAGAAACUUUUUGGCGUGCCACUCUUAAAUACAUCGUGAGAACUACGUAUUAUCACAGCAAUUUUUAAUAUAGGACAUAUAUAUGUAUAUAUAUAAAUAUAAAUAUAUAGACAAAUCGUUUUUUUUUACUAAUUCAGACUAAUAAAUGUUGGGUGCAGCGAAAACUAAUAGUUGAAAAUGGUGAUAAAGCCAUAUGUAAUGUAGACAAGUAAAAGAAAAAGAAGAAAAAAGGUGUGCUUCAAAAAUGUGUAAUUAUUUAUACUGUAUACAAUACAAAUAAUUUUAUAUAUCUGUGUAACUGCAUAGCGUACAUACAUAUUUACAUUUUAUCUAUGUACCUACAGACAAGCAUAUACAUAGAGACGUUCUUUACUAAAAUAACAAUUCAUAGAACGUGAACUUUACAAAAAUGAGUGUAUAUUUGAUCAUUGUUUGAUUUUUGUUCAUUUCCAUUUUGACAAUUAAAACUUUAU